Notodromas monacha is the source of this 2246-nucleotide messenger RNA. Lineage: Eukaryota; Metazoa; Arthropoda; Ostracoda; Podocopida; Cyprididae. The record is from the annotation of a GenBank genome assembly.
UAUGUUUCAUCUUGUAUAGAUACGUACAAUAUAUAUUUAUUUAUAUACACGUUUUCUUGGGUGCUGCGAAAACUCCAGAUGGUGUCAAUAACUUCGUGGCUUGCGCGGAACAAUUCCGGUUUUUCGAUAUCUAGUCUCUCAACACCCGAUUGUGAUACCAUGUGUUAUCUUCGCUGCUGCUUCUUAUCAUCAUCAUCGACGAGAUAAGACACCAAAGAAAUGGCCGAGGAGUUGAUUUGCAAGGCGAACGAGCAGUUGGAGGACUUGCUGCUCUUGUCCCGCGACGAAAACGACGAGUCCCAGCAGCAGUUGACUACGACGACGACGAAGAAGUGUUUCAGUGGUCGUGGCAGUUGUUGUAGCAUCGGUGAUGGUGGUGAUGAUGAUGAUGUUGGUGGUAACAAGAAGAACCAUUGUGUGAGUGGCAUCAGUGCUGGUGUUAUUGGCAGUAGGACCAUCAUCGGUGGUGUUGUGAAUAAGAGUAGGAUUCCGAAGCUGAGCGUGAGAAAUGCCGGUGGCGGAGGAACAAUCACUUCGUCGUCGUCGAUGAUUUUGGAUCAAGUGGACUGCGAUGAUGAGACUCGUGGUGUGAAUCAAGUGUCGUCCGCAUCAGCUGCUGGAAGACAUCGCUUGUCCGUCAUCCGACCGCGGCUCUUUGACCGAGUCCCCAGCUGCUCUGAGUACUCUGAAAAUGGCAGCACUUCGUCGUGGAUGCGUGGUGGUGGUGUCCUGGGUGGUACCAGUGGUGGUGGUGGUGGUCGGAAGCAGGGCUACGUGGUUCAUCAGUGUGAUAAUUUGCGUGGCAGAGAUGGCGCUGCAGGGGAUCCCGGGGAAUACUUGACGCCCACUCAGAGGGCUUCGAGGACCAUUCGUCAACUCAAGGCGCAGUUGAAGAAACUCAACGAGGAAGUCGUCAGGAGAAGAACGGAAGUGUCUCAGUUGACCCAGGAAAUCGUGAAAUUACGCAGUUUCACUGCUGAAGAUGAUGAUGAAGAUGAUGAGAAGAGUGACUCGUCGACGAAGAAGAACAAGAAGAAGAAGAAGAAGAAGAAGAGAAAGAAGACGACCCCUUCCCUGAAACACCUCCUGCCUGACUUGACCUGUUUCAAUUGCGGCUUCGUCCUGACCUUGACCUCGCCUCCGGCAUCCGACGCCACUUUAUCGUCUCCUGAUGCCAGCGGCGGCGGCUGCGGUGGCGGUCUUUUGUCCAAUUUGGGGCGUCAUACCCCAGCUGCUGUUGAUGACGACGAUGACGACUUUUUUGUCAGUUUUGAAGUGGUCGAGGGCAAGUUGAGGGACUGUGAGGCCGAGUGGGGCAAGAAGCUGGCCCAGGCGGUGGCCGACAAGAGUGUGGAGAUGGAGGCACUCAGGGCCAGACACAAUGACAAGGUGGAGGACCUGCUGGACAAGCUGGAGCAGUCGCAGAAUGAGCAAGCCAGGCUCUGGCAGCUGGUCCAAGAAAACAAAGAUGGCCCUCCAAAGGAAACCAUGGACUCUGAUGUGCAAACAGAUGUUGUGAUCGAUACAGUUGAGCUUCAAGUGAACCAGGAAGGAGAGUUGGAGAGGAAAGACAAUGAGGAGCAAGUGAAGCUGAAACAGGACCUGGAAGCAGCUCUAACAGAACUGGACAAGCUGAAGGCAAGUGCUGAUGAUGAUGGAGCUGAUGAACCAUGUGACAUUAGCAGCUCUUUAUUCAUGACGUGCAUCUGUGCAAUAAUACUGAUGUGCUUUGGUUUUCUCGCUUAUUAUUCGUAUGGCUGUUGGGGACAGGCGAUGAGUUCAGCUAAGGGGAGUUUAGUGAGCGUGGAUGCUGCUAAGUCCUUGUGGAUCCUUGCCCUCAGAAAGUCACUGAGGGAAUUCACGAGAGAUGCAGAGACAAGCAGUGAUGACAUGGCAGCACCAGUGCCUCAGGGCUCCAAACAGGAAGUCAAGUCCAAGGCCAUGUCAGCACCCAUGUAUGAUGCAGAUGUCACUCUUCAGUUCCUCAAGUCAGCCAUGUUCUACUUUCUCACUGACCGGGACAAUCAAAGCGGGCAUUUGAAGGCAAUCCAGAGCAUCCUCAACUUUUCUGACAAGGAAAAGCAGAAGAUUGACCAAGUUUUUCACGGCAUCUACUAGACAGACGGAGUUAUUCUUUUGAUGGAAAUUUCUUCUACAUAGUUACCCGUAUAUUUGACAAGUGCUUGGUGUUACUGCUGUGUGUGAUUUUUUUGAAGUGUAGACCACUUUGUGAUCCAUGAAAGAAA